Messenger RNA from Porites evermanni, 8762 nucleotides. The record is from the annotation of a GenBank genome assembly. Lineage: Eukaryota; Metazoa; Cnidaria; Anthozoa; Scleractinia; Poritidae.
CUGGCUGUGAUAAGUAUAGUGACGUUAGUGGGUAAUAUGCUUAUUGUCAUAGCCUUCAUAAAGACUCCCAGCCUACGGACAAGCACCAAUUACUACAUCGUUAACAUGGCUGUCUCUGACUUCCUCGGACCGUUUUUUAGUUGGCCGCUCUACACCAGUGAUGGAAUGUUGGCACCUAACGUCUUUAUCAGUGGGUCUUUAGCUUCUGCGGUUUGCAAAGUGGGAAUGUACCUUAGAGCGGUUUCACUUGCCGUGUCCGUCCUGAGCCUUGUGUUAAUUGCCUUGGACAGAUUUGUUGCGACAGUUUAUCCUUUUAAAGCAAUGAUGAUAAUGAAUGUAAGAAUUCGGGCGCUCUUUCUGGCUCUAUCUUGGAUAAUACCUAUUUUUUGGGGUAUGCCUUACGUUCUUUUUGCCAAAAUAAUCAAAAUAGACGACUAAACGUUUUGCAGAUUUAUGAUGAGCGACGGGUCUAUGACAAUUUUCAAUAGCUUUGGUAUAGUUCUGUUAUAUGUUUUUCCUCUUGUCACGAUUAUAGCGUUGUACUUUAUGAUUGUUAGAGCCUUAAAAAAGACGCCAAACGUGCUGAAAGGUCAUGAAGACGCGAAACGACGCAAACAGAACCACAGAAUUGUGAAGAUCUUGAUAUCAAUCGUGUUUGCAUUUUUUAUUUGUUGGACUCCUCUUUGUGUUUAUUUGAUUCUCAAAAAACUACACCCAUCUUUGUUCUUGAAGGACAAUUGUUUAUUUCUCGCUGGUUUUUGUUACUACGUCUUUCCAUCUUUGAGUACAGCAGUUAACCCCGUCAUCCUUUUCGUAUUUGGCACAAAUUAUAAUCAAGCCUUACGGACUCUUUGUCCAGCUCUAUUUUGUACUUGUAAAUGUGCAUCAAGAGUGAAACAGCUUUCGUGUUUGGUAUGAAUUGUGACCAAAUCCUUGAAGAACUUCCCACUACAAUGUUUGUCCGCUUGUAACUAACUGCAUUUUUGAAGAGAUACAACUUGAGCCUGAUCAAGAAUCAGUAGCAACACAAACUGUUAAUGUAGAAAUGACAGAUAUAAAAAGAACGUGUUAAUCUAUGCUUCUUUAAAAGUAUACUGAAUUUUUUUUUAAUAAUGUCAAGUCCUUAGAAUAGUGUUGCUACGGUAGUACAUGUAUAUAUGCUACUCCUCAUCUAGAAUAAGUCGAUAGUGCACUAAGCAGGUUCCAAAUUAAGUCGAAAUAUUUUAACCAUUCACUGCCCCAGCUUUAUAAGAACUUUGGCAAUGUCAUCUGAUCUGAAUAACACGCUUUAUGAUUGGUGUUUCCAGGCCGAAAAGUACUUGUACUUUUAUGUAUAUCACAGUAAUGAAGGUACCUUGUUUUGCUUGUAGUUAAGGGGAAUGGCACACAGUGGGACUGAGCUAUUGUUUCAGGUGGUCCCUCCCAACAAAUCAUUGCAGUGAGGUUCGUAUCCCCAAAUUCCCAAUUCAAUGACCAAUUAAUUGCCAAAGUAGCCUUUAUUGAAUUAGGUGUAUAUGCAGCCUGAAUUACGAGCAAGAGGUAGAAAUCUUGACAUUUACUACUAUUAAUAGUGAUCAUGAAUUGUAAUUACUGUAGGGCAGUGGUUAUUUCACAACAAUAAAACUGAGUUUUCGAGUUUAAUUUAUGUUCUUAUUACUAGAACAGUGUUGAAAGUCAUAAAAACGUUCGCCUCCGGCGGCCAUCAUCAUCAAUAACGAAAACAACCUAGUGAUAAUUGAAGUACACUAUCAUAGAGUCUCCCAAAAUAUCUUUCUCAAUGGGAUCCUUCCCUCUUAUCACGAAUUCGAGAUCCAAGCGGCAGGUCCUACUCCAUCGAUGCCGUGCCCAAUCCUAUGCAGGAGUUUGUAGGUCCGAGGCCCCGAGAUACUUAGUUUCAAUUAAGAUGCGGACGUUUGUCGUAACCGGCUCAAGGUCUUGAUCUACCAAGGACUGACUAAUAGAAGGGAUGAAUCGAAUGCGAGUACACUCCUGUGCUUGUACCCAGACACCGCGGAUGAAGGCUCCGGCACGGGAUUGUCAGUUCAAGAAUCGUGAGAGAGGACCGCCUGGUACAAAGGGGACUCGUACGUUUUUGACGUAGCGUCUUUAGACUUUAGGGAGACCAUAGUCCCCCCAAACUUUUGUUUUGGUAAGAUCAAUGAGGUUGACGAAAAAAAACGUAUAACGGUCACUUUCAAACGUCUCUUGCGCCACUGUAGCAACGGCGGAAUGGGUUUCAGACGUGAAAUUUAAUUCUGUCGAAAAAAGCAGUCGUAGCUAAAAGUAAAAAGCCGGCUUGGCUAGUUUUAGAAACAAUUAGUUAAGUGAUGCAAAAUGAUUUCUAAUUUAUUAAUCGAGGUCAGCACGCCAACUAGCUGAAGAUGUUUGAAUCUGGCUGGUUUUUGUGUUUGUUUUGAUCCAUGUGGUUGACAAAGAAUCACGCUUCAUGCUUUCAUGUCGACUUGCGUAAAUAGUUUCAUUUAAGCUUAAUGAAAUGGAGCACGAUAUAAUUUGGUAGCAGUCAUAGACGUUUCCUUUCAUGUAUAUGAUGGAAUCUGACCUGCAUUAACUGAGCCCUGACAAAACCUACAAAAAGGGCACGGAAAACAUAUUUUAGUGUAUUUCUUCUUGUAUAGGAUCAUAAUCCGGAUUCAUCUGACUAAAAUUCUUUGGUAGUGCAGCCCUAUCUGGGAGUUCUCCACAUUCCUUUUUCCUUUGCAGUCGCGUCGUUCUAAUCGUGCUCUUUUCUUUUCGCAACAUUACAUCCAGCUUUUCACGCUGAAUUUCUUGCUUUGAACGCCACAUAGAUUAUAAGGUCCCAUGCAAGACAAGUAGAAGUAAUUCUUGUUUAUAAACAGGAAAGUUGUUUUGUAUAUGAAUAUUUUUUUGAUCGCUUUUUUUUCCUUUCUCUAUUACACAUCAUAAUCAGGCAGUAAGAACAUAUAUUCCCACGUGUUGGUUAGCUUAGCCUAUUCAAGGCGUUCAGAUAGUGGAGUGUGGCUCGAAGUCAGAGAGUCAGAGAGCAGAAAAGAAUUAGUGAGGAAGAGAGGGAGAGAGAGAAAGAAGGAAACGCUUUCACUCCCUAUAACUCACCCCCCGCUUUUUUCCUGUUCACAUCUCCUUGCGCAGUCUCCACAAUCUGAAAGCCUGGAUCAUCAAGCUAUAAUUAUCAUUUAUUACUCAUUCAAAAUAUUUCCCCAAUUCUGAUUGGCUAAAAGCACACGCAUAAUUCAUCGUAACCACUUACCGAUGACCAAAUUUGGAAGAAUUUUGUGUUUAACGAGGAAAUGACGUCAAAAAUGCAGCCCGCUACAGGUUAAGGGACCGUUAACCGAGAAGACCUGGGGACGCGGUUGAGUUGUUUUUUUUGUGCUCGUUUUAAGAAUAAGCCUUGAACUACAGCUGGAACUAGGCGAAAUAAUGGCUAAAAACAUAGCAAAAACGGCAAGAAGACAACUCGGAGGGAGACAUCUGCUAUUUGGAGAAUAUUUGCGGAGCUGGACAAACCUAAACGUAUACUAUCGAAGAUAAACAAAACAUCGAUGUAGGUAAGCAUGUUUUAGCUAUGUUUUUAAACUAGGAAUUAUUUUGAAUGAAUAAUUAAGCAAUUAAUGAAUUCGGCUUUCGUAGGAUAUGAAGAGUUAAGCAGAUCUCGGAGGGUGUUAUCCAUCUUGGCCUCCGGCCUCUGUGGAUAACACCUUCCUCGAUCUGCUUAAUUCUUCAUAUCCUACGAAAGCCGAAUUCAUUAAUUGCUACAUUAUAACCCCGGGGGGGGGGGGUAUCUUUUUUUACCCUUUUGUUUCUGUGUCCCUGGUGUGGUCCUUAGAUAGGGUAGCUUAAUUGUAUUAUCUAAUACUGGAGUGUGAAAACGCCCGCCUAAACGAACAUUUUUUUUAAACUAGGCUUAUUUUAGUAUUUUAUGCUUGAUGCUAUAUAUCCAACGUUACAGGGAAGAAAUAAAGUUUUCCUUUUCAUGCUAUUAAUAAUUUUGUUUUUUCCUUGAAUAGGGUGCCAUUUUAGGCUUUGGGCCUUCAAAAGGGUAUCAGUUUUCGCUUUCUUAGUCCUUAAAUAGGGUUAGGGUUCACGAACCUUCGAGGGCACACCCCUAUCCAAAAUUCGCGGGAGUACCCCCCCGGAUUAUAACUAGCUAUAUAUAUUUUUUUCACAGAACUGUAUUCGUCUUGUAUUUAUAUCACGCCCACUGGCUUCGAGUUCAGUUACUUGUGUUGAAGAUGAAUUACGUUUCAUCAGAAACAUUUUGGGUUCAUGUCGUGACUUCCUUGAAAAUUAUUUCCUGUCUAACGGCUCUAUGGAAGAAUUAUUAUUUCAAUAUAUAACUCGCCGCCAGAAGAAAACAUUUCUUACAUCGUUGUUUAUUCUAAUUAUUGUUAUUUAUUUUUUAUUUAUACGCGGGCGAACAUCUGUUAAAAGUAUGUGAUAAAAUAUGAAGUACUAAUCAAAAUCAAACUGAUUAACAUGAUUGCCGGAUGGGAGCCUAAUGAAAAAUAGUACGUUUUAUGCUUCGGUUUUAAAAACCCCCAAAGAAGUUACUUUCACUAAGACCCCGAGGUAUGCAGAGAAUUCUAAAAGGCGGCACCGCUAUAUGAAUAGCUUCCCAUCAGACACUCUGUCCUUGGCGUUUCUUUAGGCCCCGUCCGCAAGCAUCCGUUUUUUUGUGUGAUGACGUCAUCGACCUUACCCGGUAGAACCAGCCGUUUUUCCGGGGUAGACACCAGUUUACCCGUAGAAGAUUUACGAGUAGCUGCAAGUCCUACAUGAUGGAGAAACGAGUAAGUUUUUAAGACUUUUUAAGUACAAAUGUAAAUUGUAUGACAUCCUUGGCAAUGUUAUACGCUACUUUUGGAUUAUUUUUUUUUAAAAACGGAGGAAAAAAAUUUCCGUUUUCAAAAAUAUCCGCAUACGUGUGGACGGGACCUUAGUCAAACAAUGUAAUUGGCAAUCAAUGAGGUGUGAAGCCAGGCUGAAUACUAGUUAAAACAGGAAGACAAAGUACAGUAAGUCGAUAUUCAUAUUGAUCGCGAUGCGGCGAGGGUCUCAUUGCUUGCUUUCGCAUUCUAUAAAUGUAGCAUUUCUUUAACUACUUCGUAGGAAGUCAUCGAAGAACACACUUUACAGAGAGAAGGUGGGUUCCCUUUUGAUUUCAGGUAGGUUUAGCUUUUAAUAUGCGACUUAACAAAUGACAAGCAGCACUGGCUAGUUUAGAGAAUACAGAAACUGGCAAGUUUCCUAAAGUAUUAUCAGUGAAGUUUUAAUGGAUAGAUCGAUGUUUUCGGUAAAAGUGGCUUGCUAAUAACUUCUGCUAGUGUUAAACAACAGAUAUCGGGUUCCUACAAAGCAAUAAUAUUUUUAUAAGCCCAGAACUAGGAAAUGAGAAACCCGUUCCGGUGUAGCCCCAUAUAAUCCCUGACGGCUUAAACGUUGGGUUUACAGAGAAAGGAUAUUUCUUACAUGCUGAACAUUAUAACUCAAGCUAUUAGUCGCAUAAUCACUUUUAAGUAACGAAUAUUAGAUUGGCUUCUUAUGCAAAUUUUCAAGCUUCCCUUUUUUCAUGGCAAAAUCUGUCGGCAUCAACAUUAUCUGCGACUGUGAAUAAAUUGAUACCGCUUUCUUGUUACAACUUAGUUGACAUAAUUUAGUCUUUGUUUUUUUAGCAUGGCGCUUUGAUUUAACUUUAUUUGACAAAGUUAAACUUUCCUUGUUGAUGAGUUUUCAAGCACUUUUGGUGUGCAGGAGUUAAACGCUGUAGGCAGCUAAAAGGUGUAGAUACAUGCAGUUGAUGUCAAGGCGGAAAAAGCUUUGUUCCGUGAUUUCCGAGAAGACUUCCUUUCACGCCAGUGCUUUAAGCCACCAAGGAAAUAUUUUACUAAAGAACAGUGCUAGAAAGAAAAAGCACUCAACAAACAUUAUUAAUUAUCCUUGCUAAAUUCUCUACCAGUCAUUUUCAACUGAUUAUUGAAAGAAUGGACAAUAAGUUUACCCUAAAAAAAAUUAGCGAAAGUGUUUGCGAGCACAUGUAGUUCACAGUGAAGUCUCCGACAUGAUAGAAGUCACAUUGGGAAUAAGCUUUGGUCCAUGACUUUCGAAAAGAAUUCUUUUCACCAAAAGCCUUGAAAAGCCUUAAAAGAUCCCAUAACUAGCGACUUAAAGACGAUGAUAAUAUCAGAGAAGCAAUAUUGCACCAAAAAAGACAGCAAAAACCUUGCUUAGUCACUGUAGAACAUAGGAAUGUUGACUUAAGUAUUACCGGAACGAACUAAAGUACUACUCAGAACUGAAAUUUAAGGUAGCUUCGAAAAUUUUUACUUUAUCUCGAAUUCUUACUUUUCCUUGAAUAUAGUAAACGUUUGAGAAAACCAGGUUGGGUGGCGAUCGCUGCAGGCUACAUUUAUAAAGAAAUAAGACGCUCUUCAUCAGAUAUCUAGUAACCUCAUGGUGCCACAUUAACAAUUUACUUUGAAUUUGUGUUAUGCUAGUGCAAAGGAAUUGAAAUUUUUCAUGUUCCUCAUAACUCUAAAGAGCAUGCGCAUUAUGCCAGUCGAUCGGUCGUGUUCUAUUUCAGAAAAAAGGUUCAUGCGCCCAUUAUGAACGUUUGAGGUUUGAAGACCUUCGCGUUUAGUAUAAUUCAAGUUCAAGGAGCUAAUUUGAGGAUUUACGAGUCAUUAAAAUUACGGUCUAUCUUAAUUUUUUCCUCUUAAAAUUCCAGAUUAUCUACCUUAACAGUCUGUCGCAGUCUCAAGCAAGUAACCGAAUGAAUAAUUCCACAGAAGUUCAGUUUAACCCCUCAUUGCAAGGAUGUUCCGCCAUGGUGUCCAUAAUGUUUACAUCAACUCUAUCUGUUAUAAGCAUAGUAGCGCUUGUCGGUAAUAUUUUGGUGGUAGCAACUGUUGUGAAGACCCCCAGCUUACGGACCAGCACAAACUAUUACAUUGUGAACAUGGCUGUCUCCGACCUUCUCGGACCGUUGUUCUGUUGGCUGCUUUACGUCAGCGAAGGAAUGUUGACGCCAACUGUCUUUAUAAGUGGCACUCUGGCUUCAACUGUCUGCAAACUAGGAAUGUACCUCAGAGCGGUGUCACAGAUUGUCUCUAUUCUAAGCCUUGUGUUGAUUGCCUUGGACAGAUUUGUAGCCAUUGUUUUUCCUUUAAAAGCUAUGACGAUAAUGAAUGUAAAAAUGCGGGUGUUUUUUCUGUUACUAUCUUGGUUGAUACCUUUCUUUUUUGUUUUGCCUUACGCUCUUUUUGCAAAAAUUAUCAAAGAAGGUAACCAAACAUUUUGCAGAUUUAUGAUGAGCGACGAGGCUUUGACAAUUUUCAAUGGCGUCGGAAUAGUUCUGUCAUACGCAUUUCCCCUUAUCGCGAUAAUAGCAUUGUACUCUGUUAUUAUUAGAUCCUUAAAAAAGACUCCAAACUUACUGAAGGGAAAAGAAGACGCAAAACGACGCCAGCAGAACCUGAGAAUUGUGAAGAUCCUGAUAUCAAUCGUGUUUGCAUUUUUUGUUUGCUGGACUCCAUUAACUUUAUAUUUUUUGCUGAAAAAGUUANCUUCGCGUUUAGUAUAAUUCAAGUUCAAGGAGCUAAUUUGAGGAUUUACGAGUCAUUAAAAUUACGGUCUAUCUUAAUUUUUUCCUCUUAAAAUUCCAGAUUAUCUACCUUAACAGUCUGUCGCAGUCUCAAGCAAGUAACCGAAUGAAUAAUUCCACAGAAGUUCAGUUUAACCCCUCAUUGCAAGGAUGUUCCGCCAUGGUGUCCAUAAUGUUUACAUCAACUCUAUCUGUUAUAAGCAUAGUAGCGCUUGUCGGUAAUAUUUUGGUGGUAGCAACUGUUGUGAAGACCCCCAGCUUACGGACCAGCACAAACUAUUACAUUGUGAACAUGGCUGUCUCCGACCUUCUCGGACCGUUGUUCUGUUGGCUGCUUUACGUCAGCGAAGGAAUGUUGACGCCAACUGUCUUUAUAAGUGGCACUCUGGCUUCAACUGUCUGCAAACUAGGAAUGUACCUCAGAGCGGUGUCACAGAUUGUCUCUAUUCUAAGCCUUGUGUUGAUUGCCUUGGACAGAUUUGUAGCCAUUGUUUUUCCUUUAAAAGCUAUGACGAUAAUGAAUGUAAAAAUGCGGGUGUUUUUUCUGUUACUAUCUUGGUUGAUACCUUUCUUUUUUGUUUUGCCUUACGCUCUUUUUGCAAAAAUUAUCAAAGAAGGUAACCAAACAUUUUGCAGAUUUAUGAUGAGCGACGAGGCUUUGACAAUUUUCAAUGGCGUCGGAAUAGUUCUGUCAUACGCAUUUCCCCUUAUCGCGAUAAUAGCAUUGUACUCUGUUAUUAUUAGAUCCUUAAAAAAGACUCCAAACUUACUGAAGGGAAAAGAAGACGCAAAACGACGCCAGCAGAACCUGAGAAUUGUGAAGAUCCUGAUAUCAAUCGUGUUUGCAUUUUUUGUUUGCUGGACUCCAUUAACUUUAUAUUUUUUGCUGAAAAAGUUACACCCAUCUCUUUUCAAAGAGGACAAAUGUUUUUAUAUCCUAGGUUUUACUUUUUAUGUCUUCCCUUCUUUAAGUACUGCUGUUAAUCCCAUCAUUCUUUUCGUGCUUAGUACAAAUUAUAAUCGAGCUUUGAAGGUUCUUUGCUCAUUCGAUUUUUCUGUUUGUAAACGUGAAAGUGAAGAGAAGCAGCUUGGGCAGCCUGAACCAUUGGCAACAGAAAAUGUAAAAGUAGAACUGACAGAAAUUAAACCGCACUGUUCGUGA